This is a messenger RNA of Acanthosepion pharaonis, 492 nucleotides long. Lineage: Eukaryota; Metazoa; Mollusca; Cephalopoda; Sepiida; Sepiidae. The record is from the annotation of a GenBank genome assembly.
AUGUUCAUCUUCUUUAACCUCCUAUCUCCCCAUUUUCAUUCAUUUUCCAGCUUUUUCAUUCAUUUUCCAGCUUUUUCAUUCAUUUUCCAGCUUUUUCAUGCACUUUCCAGCUUUUUCAUUCACUUUCCCGCUUUUUCAUUCACUUUCCCGCUUUUUCAUUCACUUUCCCGCUUUUUCAUUCACUUUCCCGCUUUUUCAUUCAUUUUCCUCCCCUAUACUCUUUCUCUCCUACUAUCUCUUUCCUUUUCUUUUGUAUUUUCUUUCCAACUGUUUCCUAGUCUCUUUCUUCCUUGUUUCUCUUUUUGCUUCUUUCUUUAUAUUUUUUCUUUCCUUUCUCAUUCCUUUCUUUGUUUUUUUUCUUUUCCCUUUGAUUUUAUUUCCCUUCAUUUUUACCCCAUCUACAUUUACCAUGAACCUUUAUUCCUCUGCCUUAUUCUCCCUCCUCUUCUCACCACUCUCUCCCUUUCCUCUGCCCUACUCUCUACUUUCUAG